AUGGUGGAGGCUGGUACCUGCCUUGUCGUCUUCAGCCUUCUGGUACUAGUGACGUCAUCUGUACCAGAGAACAAAGAGGUGACGGAGAACGAUGCCUGGGAGACGGCAGUAUUUGACUUCUCACCUUUAAAAGACAACAAGAAUAAAAUUGCUAAAAUUGAAGGAGAGUACGAGGAUGAUACCGUGUUGGCGCCACCCUAUACACUGUGCUGUUGGGUCCUGCCUCUACUCCAACAGGCCACGGGUCUCAUCGUUCACAUCUACGACAACGAGAACUCCCUCGAAAUCAAAUUGCUGGAAGGUCGACUGGGUGUGUCCAUCAACAACACCUGCUCAGUGAUCCUUGAUACACCUGAGCUGGAGUCCCACAAGUGGCAUCAGCUCUGUCUUGCCGUCAAUGACACGGGUUCUGUCUUGUACCUCGCCAAUCACACAUUUGAUUUCCUAUUCGCUGACAAGAAGAUUUGUUUUACGUCUACGAAGGAUGUUGACCGAGUAACGCUCCAGCUGGGUAGUUAUCCCGGAGGGUUUGUGUUCUCGGGGAAACUUGCAAGGGUGCUGCUUUACACGCGGGAGCUCAAUGUGUCGGAGAUCACACAACAUCAACAGUGUCAGCCCGGCCCUCUUGAUUUUCAACGCGUGCUUAAUGUAUCUCACAUUGGUGGGGUUGAGAGGCAGUCGAGAGCCCUGGAGGAGUUCUGCCGGCCACAUCCUUCAGAGUUCAUAGCUCUGUUCAGGGCAUACAACCAUCACUACGAGGCAAGAGCAUUCUGCAAAAGAAUGGGCGGUCGCUUGAUAAACAGAUCUGAUGAUUAUAAACAAAUAGCUCACGAGAUAAGCUCAUCCAAGGACAUCGUAGACCUGAAGGUACUUUUCUGGACAGAAGACAUGGUAUAUAAUUCCAACAAGUACGGUAUUGUACUGUCUGUUACCCGGGCAGAUGAAAUAUAUCACACGCUGGAGUUCAAAUGUUCCUCAAUCCUGAUUGUCACAGCCUGCUUCCUUCCUUAUGGUAUAAAAGUGUAUGUGAAAGGAGAUGAUGUAAUGGAAUUUUCAGCUUUGCCUUACAAUGGGCAACUUAUACUGCAGUCCAAAGAUGGAGCAAUAAUAUCAAAAUCAAAAUGCCCCAAUGAUACAGCAACUAACAAUGAAUGCCUCAAGUCUUCAAUAUGUGAUUAUGAAAUGUACGCACACUUUCUCGACAACCAACUUUACCUCGGACGUAAGGACUGGUUCACACCAAACAUGAUGGCUAAAAAGACUUACACUCUAUCACUGUGUAGUAACGACAGCUUCACGUGUAACGACAGCUCCUGCAUCCCUCUCAUAAACCGUUGUGAUGGCAUCGUUCAGUGUCCCGACCACUCGGAUGAGGGCGACAUCUGCUACAUCUUGGAACAGCCCUCAUCAACUUACUGGAAGUCUGCCUGCCCCGAGGAAUCACCCCUGAUCAACUUAAAAGUCAGACUUUUGGGCGUCAACACAGUAUCUCUCCAGGGAAAUGAAUUCGGCGUGACGCUAUACAUCACGCUGUCAUGGACGGAUCACAGACUAAAGUUCAUUAACCUUGCCAACAAUAUGCUCCCCCUAGAGCCAGAGGAGUUUGACUUAAUAUGGUCACCCGUAGUGUAUUUUGACAACGCCGUGUACAGAGACAACCUCAACAUACUGAAGAAGAUUGAUGUAUUACAAGACAUUACAGUCAGCGCUGUAAGAGAUAGCGAGACAACUAUAGAUAACAGCUAUGAAGUUCAGAAGGUCAAUGGUUCACAUGUCUUCAUCAACCAACACUUCAAGUAUCUCUUUACGUUUUCUUGCACCUUCGAAUUAUUCACCUUUCCGUUUGACACUCAGGAAUGCCAAAUGUCCCUUCGCCUCAAAUGUACCUCAGGGUGUCAACCAAAGUGGAACAGUGAGAGCGAUGAAGGAAUCCAAGUCGAGGGCAAAGAUUUGACCAUUUCCACGUACUCCAUCUCACAACCUCGCUUCACUUACGACGUUUCGGAGGAGAAUGCGCCCACCGAGGUUAUAGUUUACGUGCUGUUCACCAGGAAGUUCAUAGCAUAUCUCUUGACGACAUUCCUGCCGUGCAUCGUCCUGUGUAUUCUGUCGCAUCUCACUCUGACGCACUUCCAGCUCGACAACUUCACCGACAGGAUCACCGUCACGCUGUCGUUGCUCAUCGUCAUAGCGUCGCUCUUCUCCCAGGUGUCGUCUUCUCUUCCCAGCGGUCCUAUGCCUAAGCUCGUUGACUUCUUCUUCUUCUACUGCAUCCUGCGGGUGAGUUUUGUCUUCUUUCUUCACAGCUGCAUCCAGAAAAGUCUCACGGGCCGGCAAGAAACCCCAGACUCGGCAGACACAAUUACGAUGAAAGAUCCGUCGCUGGACAUCAACGUGAAGGUCGCCUGGGUUAGCGAUGUCACCAAACAUCGCCCCACACGAAGGUUCAACACGCCGCAGAUCAUCAACAGACUGGGUAUCGUCUCUGUCUUACUUUGCGAUGUUACGAUUACGUGUUUAUUCGCGUACUGGGCUAUUUCUGAACAAAUUGAAAAGGAUGAUAGAUUUUCUACCUACAACUACACAAAGAAGGAUUAAAUAUAACACAGCGGAAAAUUAAAUAUGACAGAAGUGAAUUAAAUAUGGUAGGAUAAUUAAAUAGACAAAGACAAUAGAUUUCUACUUUCAAUUACACACCAAAAAAAAAAUAUCUGAUAUGAAAAAGAUAAGGAAAUCCUCUUCUCACUUGUGUCUCAGCUCAGGACUUGAACCCAAGACACAGUAGUGAGAGAUACAUGUCUCACCCUUUAAUAUCACCAACAGUAAUGUCAGGUACCCAUUGACAGCUGGGUGGACUUAGGGUCUCCUAGGCAAGAACGAGUGACACUUAGGAGGAAAGACGAAUGCUGUACCCACUUGACCACUGCACUCCCUCCCCCCCACCACAUAAUGUAUACUGUAUUUCUGCACUGUUUAUGUAAGUGUUAUUCCAUAUAUGAUACAGUGAAACUUUUAUUUAAUGGACUAUAUAGAGAUGAAAGUCCAUUAUAUCGAGGGUCCAUUAGAUGUGAAACCUCCAUCUAACGAACUAUUUGGAGAGAAAAGUUCAUUAUAUGGAGGUUUCAUUGUAAUAAAAAGUUACAAUGAUACUUUGAGAUGCAUAUACAGUAACACACAGUAGCACUCACAUUCAAGCAGACAGGUUCUCACUUCCUUCGAGUUUUGACAAAUACGGGACAAAAAAUACAUAGUCUAUAACCAAAGCAAAUUAUAUAGUCAAGCUUAAUACAAUCUCAAGAGACCUUCAUAAAUUCAGGACAUGUGUGUAUAAUGUGUUCACUCCAAGCUUACAAGUGGACCAAAUCAACUGAACCUCAUGAUUGGUCAACUUUUUAUUUUUCACUCUCAAGAUAUCUAUGUUAUUAGCGUGUUUAACAUAUUUAUUUUAACUUUCCUGGCUCUGAUUAUCAUUCUACAUUAACACUUACUUGUUAAUAUUACUUGAAAAUUGCAGAAUAUAAAGAAAAUAUAAUGUAGAGCUCUAAACUAACCUAAGGCAUCUCAUUCCCUACAGACUUGAUGAAACCUGAUCUAGUUUCUUGUUCCAAAGCUUGUGUGAAUGGACUACUGUAUAGUUUGUUUGGUAGUCAUAGUUCAAUAAGGUCAUAAAAGUUCAAUAGUAAAGAUCAAAACAAAAUCUCAAAGCCCCAAGACGCAAGAGGGUAUAGUUGUGUUAUGAUAUAUAUAUACAGUGAACCCUCACUUUACGCGGUUAAUUCAACCCACAGGGUACCGCGGAAAGUGAG
Molecule: messenger RNA, 3806 nt
Organism: Homarus americanus (American lobster)
Lineage: Eukaryota; Metazoa; Arthropoda; Malacostraca; Decapoda; Nephropidae
Exons: 5
Coding region: 1-2598 (865 amino acids)
Biological process (GO): monoatomic ion transmembrane transport
Cellular component (GO): membrane
Molecular function (GO): protein binding; extracellular ligand-gated monoatomic ion channel activity; transmembrane signaling receptor activity
Source: RefSeq, a predicted model, not a curated record